Phyllostomus hastatus (greater spear-nosed bat) is the source of this 1722-nucleotide messenger RNA. RefSeq names its product RAB7A interacting MON1-CCZ1 complex subunit 1 (gene RIMOC1). Gene Ontology annotation, biological process: mitophagy. The transcript is spliced from 6 exons. The record is from RefSeq and is a predicted model, not a curated record. The coding region runs from base 188 to 1072 and encodes 294 amino acids. NCBI's taxonomy places the organism in Eukaryota, Metazoa, Chordata, Mammalia, Chiroptera, Phyllostomidae.
CAGGACCGGGAAGUGUCCCGGGACGACCUUUCGAGGCGUGGGUGUGCACUCCACCGGAGCCGGGGUCACCCCCCCCGCCCCCCACCAACCACACGCGCUCCGCCCCCACGCCGCGCCCGAGCUGACGGAUCAGGUGACCACGGGCUGGCGCGGUCACGUGGCUGGGGCGCGCCCUCCCGUUGUGGCCAUGGCGGCCGCAGGCUCCAGUGUGGCGAGGCGAGUGGAGCAGCUCGGAGACCUGGCUCAGGCCCACAUACAGCAGCUCAGCGAGGCGGCCGGCGAGGACGAUCACUUUCUAAUUCGGGCCUCUGCAGCUCUAGAAAAAUUGAAACUCUUGUGUGAAGACAAAGACUGUUCAAAUCCAUCAAAUCUUCUCGAACUUUACACACAGGCUAUUUUGGACAUGACGUACUUUGAGGAGAACAAGCUGGUAGACGAAGAUUUCCCUGAAGACUCUUCAGAGAAAGUAAAAGAGCUGAUCACUUUCCUUUCAGAACCAGAAAUUUUAGUUAAAGAAAAUGACAGGAACCCUGAACGCGGCCGCCUGCUUGGGGACGAGCUCCUGGAGUGCCUCUCGUGGCGGCGAGGAGCCCUGCUUUACAUGUAUUGCCAUUCUCUGACCAAAAGGCGCGAGUGGCUCACGAGGAAAUCGAGCUUGCUUAAAGAGUACCUUGUUGAUGGAAUCAAUUACUUGCUACAGAUGCUAAAUUAUCGGUGCCCUACCCAAUUAAAUGAAGGAGUUUCUUUCCAAGACCUAGACACAGCUAAGUUACUCAGUGAAGGAGUGUUCAGUGACAUCCACGUGCUGGCUAUGAUGUACAGUGGAGAGAUGUGUUGCUGGGGGCUGAAGUACUGUGCGGGCCCCCAGCCAGGAAACCAGGAGGUGGGUACCGGUGUUUCCGGAGCAAGCCACGCCGCACACCACAAGGAACCCCUGGAUUUCCGAGAAGUGGGAGAGAAGAUUCUGAAGAAGUAUGUAUCCGUGUGCGAAGGACCCCUGAAGAAACAAGAAUGGAAUACAACAAAUGCAAAACAAAUUUUAAACUUCUUUCAGCAUCGCUCUAACCAGUAAGUUUGCCUAGUCUUUUUCAAACAAAAACAAAAAAAGACCCAUGAAAUGGAAAUGUUCCGGGAAAGAAGGUGCAUUGACACUGAACUUAAAAGAAUGUCACACUACAUAAAGGUGUCCGGCGUGGUUACCCUUUUGAAAUGCCACCACCAUGCUUCCUUAUAGAUUCUUAAACCCAUGAAGGGACAGUUCUUUCAUUUCUAAAGUGGCAUGUAUGUUACUUUAACUCAGCCUGAACUACAGGCGUCCUCUGACUAAUGCUAAAGAGGAACCCAGUUCACCUUUACAAAGAUUUUUUUCUGUUACUUCAGGUUUUUUUUGUUUUUAAUUGUGGGAAACUGUAACAAAAUUGACCAUUUUCACUGUCUUUAGAUUAUUUUUCUAUCUCUGUACCAUGAAGCCUGCUAUGCUUCAAAGGGUUAAAAUCAAGUAACCUCAUUGCUUUAGAUAUAUGCUACAGAUACCAACAUUGGCAAAAUCAUGACAAAUGUUCAGAUUCCAUUUCCAGAAUAAGAUAGAUAAUGAACAACUUGCCCUGGCUGUUGUGGCUCAGUGGAUUGAGCGCAGGCCUGUGAACCAAAGGGUCACCGGUUCGAUCCCCAGUCAGGGCACGUGCCUGGGUUGCAGGCCAGGUCCCCAGUGGGGGACUCGUG